This is a messenger RNA of Triticum dicoccoides, 1150 nucleotides long. RefSeq names its product nuclear transcription factor Y subunit B-8-like. The record is from RefSeq and is a predicted model, not a curated record. Gene Ontology annotation, biological process: regulation of transcription by RNA polymerase II. NCBI's taxonomy places the organism in Eukaryota, Viridiplantae, Streptophyta, Magnoliopsida, Poales, Poaceae. Gene Ontology annotation, molecular function: protein heterodimerization activity; RNA polymerase II cis-regulatory region sequence-specific DNA binding; DNA-binding transcription activator activity, RNA polymerase II-specific. The transcript has a single exon. Bases 98 to 979 code for a protein of 293 amino acids. Gene Ontology annotation, cellular component: nucleus; CCAAT-binding factor complex.
GAAACAAAUCGAUCAGAAGCACAACACUUACAACUCAACCAGCAAAGCCCUAAAGGCAAGUGCGACUACUUGCAUUGCACCUUGGCUUGCUCUAGCCAUGGAGAACACCGACGUCCCCAACGGAGCAGCGGCGCCGGCGCCUACGCAGGCGACCCCGGCGGUGAGGGAGCAGGACCAGCUGAUGCCCAUCGCGAACGUGAUCCGCAUCAUGCGUCGCGCGCUCCCUGCCCAUGCCAAGAUCUCCGACGACGCCAAGGAAGCGAUCCAGGAGUGUGUGUCGGAGUUCAUCAGCUUCGUCACCGGCGAGGCCAACGAGCGGUGCCACAUGGAGCAUCGCAAGACCGUCAACGCCGAAGAUAUCUUGUGGGCCCUAAACUGCCUCGGUUUCGACGACUACGUCGUGCCCCUCAGUGUGUUUCUGCACCGCAUGCGCGACCCCAAUGCGGCGACAGGUGGUGCCGCCGCAGGCGACAGGCGCACUGUGAUGAGUGCACCUUCCCGCGCGGCCCCGCCCAUGCGCCACGCCGUGCCGCUACAGGCUCAGAUACAGCAUCCGGUGUACGCGCCUCCGGCUCAAGUGCAGGUUCAGAAUCAGAUGCAGCGGCCAGUUUAUGCGCCCCUAGCUCCGAUGCCGGUUCAGAAUCAAGUGAAGUGGCCCAUGUACACUCCGCCAGCUCCGGUGCAGGUUCAGAUGCAGCGGGGCGUCUACGCGCCCCGGGCUCCAGUGCAGGGUUACACUGUCGGGAUAACGCCCGUGCGGCCCAACGUCGGCGGCCAGUGCCAUGUGUUCGGCGGAGAACGGGUCGUGGCCCAACAAUACUACGGGUACGGGUACGGAGAAGGUGCGUACAGUGCAGGUAGCAGCAAAGGAGGAGCCAGCUCGUCCAACGGCGUGCCGGUGCCGGGGGAGGGCACAGGAGAGCCGGAGGCAGAGCCAGCAGCAGAAGGAUCGCAGGACAAGCCCGUUCAAUCUGGCUAGUCGCGUGGGCAGCGCUCGUUAGCUUCUGUGUCCUGCGUACUGUAAUAAUUUGCCGUGUUGAUCCGGCCGUGGUUUAUGUGUGCGUACUUCUUACCUAAUGUGGGCUUGUCCUCUAGUAAUUCAUGUACUCUUUGUUGUUGAAGUUAUCGUCGCUUAAUUUGGUUUCUCUUA